UCAUCAAACCAAGUCUUAGGUCUCUCCUUCAAGAUGUUCAAGGCGGUCGUCGUUGCUGUGAUCUGCUGCACCGCUUAUGCUGCGGGUAACCCCGCAGCGGGGGUGGAGUGGCGCUGGACCCCACGUCACCUCACCGUCUCCCCCAACGUGCACGCCGUGCCCUACAAGCAGGUCAUCGAUUCCUACGUCCCCAGAGUGUACACCCCCGGCACCCGACAGGUUGAGGGCUGCGGUCCGGUACCCGCUCAGGACCGCAUUGUGGGAGGCGAGGAGGCCGUGCCACACUCCUACCCCUGGAUGGUCGCCCUCUUCAUCGACGACAUUUACUUCUGCGGAGGCUCCAUCAUUGAUGACCAAUGGAUUCUGACAGCGGCGCACUGCAUGGACGGCGCACGAAGUGUUGAUGUUGUCGCCGGUGCCCACAACAUCCGGCAAAACGAACCAUCUCAGGUGACGCUAACAUCCACCGACUUCACGGUCCACGAAGACUGGGGUAGCAUCCUUAUCAGGAACGACGUUGCCAUCAUCCACCUGCCUGAGAAGCUAACCUGGUCGGCCGAAAUCGCGCCCGUGUGCCUGCCCGCCGCCAGCGCUCCCGAGCUCCAGGCCGGAGUUCUGGUCAACCCCUCUGGCUGGGGACGUCCCUCUGAUGCUCAAAGCUCCAUCAGCGACGUGCUGCGCCAGGUCGUCGUGCCGGUUGAGAGUAACGAAGUCUGUGGUACCUACUACGGGGCCUCAGUGACUCCUGACGUGAUCUGCAUCGACUCUACAGGAGGCAAGGGAACCUGCAAUGGUGACUCCGGCGGACCCCUGAACUACGUCGACGGCGGCAAGACCUACACCCGCGGCAUUGUAUCCUACGGCUCCAGCACCGGCUGUGAAACCGGCUACCCGGAUGCCUUCACCCGCGUCACCCACUACCUAGACUGGAUCUCUGAAAAAACUGGCAUCGCCAUCGACCAAUUGAAGCCAAUAUUAUAUAAGACUCAGUGCCAUAUCAGUAUAGCAACUUGCUUAUUGGCUCUCAACUUGAAGAUGUUCAUCAGGUCGGUCGUCGUUGCUUUCGCUUGCUGCGCAGCAGUGGCCGCGGGCAACCCCGCAGCGGGGGUGGAGUGGCGCUGGACCCCACGUCACCUCACCGUCUCCCCCAACGUGCACGCUGCGCCCUACAAGCAGGUCAUCGAGUCCUACGUCCCCAGAGGGUACACCCCCGGCACCCGACAGGUUGCGGGCUGCGGCCCCGUACCCGCUCAGGACCGCAUUGUGGGAGGCGAGGAGGCCGUGCCACACUCCUACCCCUGGAUGGUCGCCCUCUUCAUCGACGACAUGUACUUCUGCGGCGGCUCCAUCAUUGAUGACCAAUGGAUUCUGACAGCGGCGCACUGCAUGGACGGAGCUGCCAGUGUUGAGGUGGUCGCAGGAGCCCACAAUGUCCGACAGAACGAGCCCACACAGUUGACCUUCACGUCCACCGACUUCACUAUCCAUGAACAUUAUAACGAUGCAUUGAUCAGGGACGACAUUGCCGUUAUCCACCUACCCGAGCCGCUGGUUUGGUCAAGUUAUAUUGCCCCCGUGUGCCUGCCCGCCGCCAGCGCCCCGGAGCUCCAGGACGGAGUUCUGGUCAACCCCUCUGGCUGGGGACGUCCCUCUGAUACUCAAAGCACGAUCAGCGACGUGUUGCGCCAGGUCGUCGUGCCGGUUCUGAGCAACGAUGUGUGCGCGGACACUUACGGAGGAGCAUCGGUGACUCCAAACGUUAUCUGCAUCGACUCGACGGGAGGCAAGGGAACCUGUAUGGGUGACUCCGGUGGACCCAUGAACUAUGUGGACGGAGGCAAGACCUACACCCGCGGCAUUGUAUCCUACGGCUCCAGCACCGGUUGUGAAACCGGCUACCCGGAUGUCUUCACCCGCGUCACCCACUACCUAGACUGGAUCUCGGAAAAAACUGGCAUCGCCAUUGAUUCUGCGGGCAACCCCGCGGCGGGUGCGGAGUGGCGCUGGACCCCACGUCACCUCACCGUCUCCCCCAACGUGCACGCCGCGCCCUACAAGCAGGUCAUCGAGUCCUACGUCCCCAGAGUCUACACCCCCGGCACCAGACUGGUUUCUGGCUGCGGUGUCGUUCCUUUCAAAGACCGCAUCUCGGGAGGCCAGGAGGCAUGGCCGCACUCCUACCCCUGGAUGGUCGCCCUCUUCAUCGACGACGCUUACUUCUGCGGCGGCUCCAUCAUUGAUGACCAAUGGAUUCUGACAGCUGCGCACUGCAUGGACGGUGCUAGGAAAGUAGUGGUGGUCGCCGGUGCUCACAAUCUCCAGCAGAACGAGCCUUCCCAAGUGUCCAUGACUUCCAUGAAUUUCAUAAUCCACGAAAAUUAUGGCAGCAUAUUAGUCAGGAACGACAUCGCUGUCAUCCGCCUACCCGAGCCUCUCGUCUGGUCUGAUUAUAUCGCACCAGUGUGCUUGCCCUCUUUGAGCGCUCCCGAGCUUGUAGCUGGAACUGAAGUCAUCGUUACUGGCUGGGGCAGCAUUUCUGACGGUCAAAGCUCCACCAGCAACGUGCUGCUCCAGGUCGUUUUGCAGGUCCUGGACAACGCGGUCUGCCGCGACAAUUAUGGUCUCUUCGUGACUUCGAACGUCAUCUGUACCGACUCGACCGGCGACAAAGGACCUUGCGAUGGUGACUCCGGUGGACCAAUGAACUAUGUGGACGGAGGCCAGACCUACACCCGCGGCAUUGUAUCCUACGGCUCCAGCACCGGUUGCGAAACCGGAGUCCCGGUUGUUUACACCCGCGUCACCCACUACCUCGACUGGAUCUCUGAUAUAACUGGCAUCGCUGUUGAUUCUUGA
Messenger RNA from Hyalella azteca, 2856 nucleotides. Its product is annotated as transmembrane protease serine 9. The record is from RefSeq and is a predicted model, not a curated record. The transcript has 20 exons. Gene Ontology annotation, biological process: proteolysis. Lineage: Eukaryota; Metazoa; Arthropoda; Malacostraca; Amphipoda; Hyalellidae. Gene Ontology annotation, molecular function: serine-type endopeptidase activity. Bases 34 to 2856 code for a protein of 940 amino acids.